This is a messenger RNA of Acanthosepion pharaonis, 1053 nucleotides long. NCBI's taxonomy places the organism in Eukaryota, Metazoa, Mollusca, Cephalopoda, Sepiida, Sepiidae. The record is from the annotation of a GenBank genome assembly.
AUGAAUAAAGGAAUUACAAUUUUGUCCGGUUUCCGGGCACUUUUUUUCUUUUCUCGCGUACAUUCUUUGACUUUCUUUUUUUAUUCCUAUCUAUCUAUCUAUCUAUCUAUCUAUCUAUCUAUCUAUCUAUCUAUCAAUAUCUAUCUAUCAAUCUAUCUAGCUAUCUAUCUAAUUCUGUUAAUAUCUAUCUAUCUAUCUAUCUAUCUAUCUAUCAACAUUCAUCUAUCAAUCUAUCUAGCUAUCUAUCUAAUUCUGUUAAUAUCUAUUCAUUCAUCUAUCUAUUCAUCUAUCUAUCUAUCUAAUUCUGUUAAUAUCUAUCAUUCAUCUAUCUAUCUAAUUCUGUUAAUAUCUAUCUAUCUAUCUAUCUAUCUAAUUCUGUUAAUAUUCAUUCAUCUAUCUAUCUAUCUAAUUCUGUUAAUAUAUCUAUCUAUCUAUCUAUCUAAUUCUGUUAAUAUUCAUCUAUCUAUCUAUCUAUCUAAUUCUGUUAAUAUUCAUCAUUAUCUAUCUAUCUAUCUAAUUCUGUUAAUAUCUAUUUAUCUAUCUAUCUAUCUAUCUAAUUCUGUUAAUAUUCAUUAUCUAUCUAUCUAUCUAAUUCUGUUAAUAUCUAUCUAUCUAUUCAUUCAUCUAAUUCUGUUAAAUUCAUUCAUCUAUCAUCUAUCUAUCUAUCUAUCUAAUUCUGUUAAUAUCUAUCAUUCAUCUAAUAUCUAUCUAAUCUAUCUAUCACUUUCAGUCUGUUUAUAUCUGUCUAUCUAUCUAUCUAUGUCUUAUUCACCAUUAUUUAGUUUUGAAACAAUUUAUCUCGUCUUCAUAUUUGUUGUGCUAUCAAACUGUUAUCUAUCUAUCUAUCUAUCUAUCUAUCUAUCUAUCUAUCUAUCUAUCUAUCUAUCUAUCUAUCUAUCUCAUCUAUGUUCUUAUCUAUCUAUCUAUCUAUCUAUCUAUCUAUCUAUCUAUCUAUCUAUCUCAGUCUGUUCUUAUCUAUCUAUCUAUCUCACUUUAAUAAUAUCUAUCUAUCUAUCUCACUUUAAUAAUAUCUAUCUAUCUAUCUCACUUUAA